This is a messenger RNA of Amoebophrya sp. A120, 756 nucleotides long. NCBI's taxonomy places the organism in Eukaryota, Dinophyceae, Syndiniales, Amoebophryaceae. The record is from the annotation of a GenBank genome assembly.
CGAGCCUCCUCCUGGUGGAAGUAAGUCGUCUACUGUAUCACAAUGAAAAAUGCCCCCUCCCCAUAUCAAAACGGAAAUCUGUGAUGCAGAUUUGUGGUCACAAAUCAGCUUUGUGAUGCUAGAAGGCAAAAGAUGCGGACUGUAGUGCUGCCUAGCGUGGGAAAGCCUUGCAGCUCCAAGAUGACAGGAGGCAACUGGAAGGGGGAAACAGCAUGACAGAUUACCUGCAAUUUAGGCCGCAGCUUCGUCUCUUGGCCUUCUAGCAAUACAAGUCGACUUGUGUACUCAAAUACAGCAUCACAAAUUCGCGCACUCCGUUUCCGUUAUGGGGUGGGGACUUUUUUCACUUUGAUAUACUGCACCACCUCGUCCAGGCGGUUUUCAAAAAACCUCCAAGACUUCUACGACCCGCUCAAACGUUACAAUCUCAAACGUUACAAUAGAAUUUGGGUUUUGUAUAUGCAUGAUGAGCAUGAGAGACUAGGACAGCAUUCCACUUUCUGCAAUACAAAUUUCGCCAAAUUGUUGUGCGGAUUGGGAGUCCAGAACUUGUCAUGCGCAUUCCUGUGGGAGCCGGGUAGAUCUUGCACUUCUUGCAACACAAAUUCCAGACUCUAGUGUAGCGUCUGAGAUUGUAACACCUGAGCAGGUUAUAACUUCUACGACCGCGUCUGUGCAACUCGACCGCGUGGCGAGCAACCUCCACAUCCCCAGCCUUUCCCGCGCCAGCAAAGCGCGCGAGUUGGCCGAAACCAU